Rotaria sp. Silwood1 is the source of this 984-nucleotide messenger RNA. The record is from the annotation of a GenBank genome assembly. Lineage: Eukaryota; Metazoa; Rotifera; Eurotatoria; Philodinida; Philodinidae.
AUGUUUUUCGUGACCCGACCCGUUUCGAACACUGUAAGUUUAUGUAUUUAUUAUAAAGGAAAAUGUGUUGUUGAUUUAUAUGGUGGUUGGAAAGAUUUACAAAGAAAAGAACCAUAUACAUCUGAUACAUUACAAUUAGUUUUUUCAGUAUCAAAAGGAAUUUUAUCAGCAGCUAUAGCUUUAUGUGUUGAAAGAGGUGAUUUAUUAUCACAUCGUGCUGGUUUACCAUAUAUUAAUCAAACUCUUACAGUUGAUGAUGUAUGUGAUUGGUCUAAAAUGAUUUCUUUAUUAAUUAAUGAAAAGCCUCAUUGGAAACCUGGUACAACACAUGGAUAUCAUGGUCAUACGAUUGGAUAUAUUGCUGGAGAAUUAAUUCAUCGUGUUGAUCCUCAACAUCGUUCAUAUGGACAAUUUGUUUGUGAUGAAUUAGAUCAUGAUUAUUAUGUUGGUAUAACAAAUAAUGAAAUCGAUGCACAUAUCGCUCCAUUAUUUGAAAAACAGGUCGAUAGAAACACAGUCGAUCCAAAAUUCAUAGAUUCAGCAGCUGACAAAACUUUAACAUUUAAUGGUGCUUUACCUUUAGAACAAUCUCAAAUGAUCUAUAAUGAAUCGAAAAUUCAUCGUGCAGAAUUACCAGCUGUUAAUGGUAUUACAAAUGCUCGAUCUUUAGCUAAAAUUUAUAAAAAAACAUUAUCAGAAGCAAUAAAAAAUUCAACACCAAUUGGUGAAUUAGAUCAAACUUUAUAUAAAAUGCCAACAACUUUUAGCAAAGGCGGUUUUCAAAUAUAUGGAGAUAGUUUUCAUAUAUUUGGUGAUGGAGUUUUUGGUCAUACUGGGUAUGGUGGUAGUUGUGCAUUUGCUUAUCCGUCACAACAAUUAACUUAUGCUCAUGUAUGCAAUCAUCUAGAUCCUUAUGCAUUUACAAUUGAUCAUCGAAGUAUUCGUAUUAUUCAAGCUAUUGAAAAUAUUCUUAAACAUCAAUAG